Paramecium pentaurelia is the source of this 1423-nucleotide messenger RNA. Lineage: Eukaryota; Ciliophora; Oligohymenophorea; Peniculida; Parameciidae. The record is from the annotation of a GenBank genome assembly.
UAAUGGAUAAGACCAAGGAACAGAUCUAAGAAUACUUCAAUAUUUUUGAUAAGGAUGGAAGUGGCACGAUAGAAAAGGAGGAAAUUAAGGAAUUGGCAGUCAAUGUUGGCUUAAAUUGGAAUGAUUAGAAGUUGAAUAAAGUUAUAAUUCUUAAUAUAAUAGAUCAUAUAAGCUCUUGAUACAAAUGGAGAUGGUAAAAUUUCAUUUGAUGAAUUUUAUGAAUACUUUUUAUAUGGAGAAUAGAAACAAAUGGAUAAAUUGAUAUAGAAGAAAUUUAAACAUAUUAAAAAUGUCAAAAAUCUUCACAAAAAAUUGAAUUAAGAAUAUGGUAUGUUAAUUUUAUUUAAGAAUCUUAGCACAUAUCUUUAAUAAAAAUAAUGAAGAAGGAAAAUCAUAAUGUUCUGUAUCAUUGAAUGUUGGAGAGAAAUCUCAAAAUAAAUCAGCUUUAGAAUUUGCAAUUAGAGUUGGUGAAGAGAAUAAGAAUUUUUCAUAAUCUCUUUUGAAAAAUUUCCCAUAUGCAGGAGAUCAUGUAUAUUAUUAUAUCUAAAUUAGAUUGUUUCAAUAGUUUUUGGAUUUAAAUGUUAAAAUUCUGAUGCAGUUUAAGAAAAAUUUGAAGUAUUUUUUGAAGGCAUAAUUGAUUUGGCUUUAAAUAUGAUACCAGAUGAUAUCUCUUAAAAAAUAGCAAUGUUCAAAAAUGAUUUAAAAAUUGAAUACAAAGCAUUGCCUGAUGAAUUGUUGGUUCGAUUCUAUGUGAAUAAUGAAUUAACAGAAAAUGUUCUUGUAGCAUAUAGAUUGAUAUCAGGAAUGUUUAUUCAAGAAAAUAGUUCUGUCUUUGCCAACCUAAAACUUUGUAAAAGAUUUAUAGAUAAUUAGAAUUUUCUGCAGGAUUAGCAGAUAUUGGUGCUUCACCUAAUGAGAAUAUUAUAAAUUGGGUAGCCAAAGGAUUCUCAGCUAGUUUUGAUGCCACAGCCUCAAGUGAUCUUGUAAAUUAUUUUUAUUUAUUAAUAACAGAUCGAAUGUGCUCGCUAAGCACAUUAUGCAGCAAUUGGAAAAUAUUUUGAAUCAUAAAAAGUCAAAGUCUUAGAAUAAUUAACACCAUUAACAUUAAUGAAUAAUGCAAGAUUACAAUUCAAUUUCUAAUCAUAUGAAUAAUUUGUUUAGGAAAUGGAAAUACCUGAAUUAAAUCAAGUCAAUUUUUCAGUUGCAGUAGAUUAAGCAAAAGGAGCUAAUAUUAAUGAAUUAAUUGGUGGAAUUCCAUUUGUUGGUGAAUUAUUGGAUAUUUUAAGAGUUGAAGGAAAUGGUAAAUAUAAAUAUCUCUAAAUUUUAGGAUAAAUAUAAUUGGCAGUGAUUUCUUAAGAAGCCUCAUUAUCUAUUACAGCAUCAGGAGAAGGAGCAGCCUUGAUUUGGGAAAAGCUUAUUUGAU